Molecule: messenger RNA, 3770 nt
Organism: Gadus morhua (Atlantic cod)
Lineage: Eukaryota; Metazoa; Chordata; Actinopteri; Gadiformes; Gadidae
Gene: atf6
Product: activating transcription factor 6
Exons: 16
Coding region: 158-2116 (652 amino acids)
Biological process (GO): regulation of transcription by RNA polymerase II; endoplasmic reticulum unfolded protein response
Cellular component (GO): nucleus
Molecular function (GO): DNA-binding transcription factor activity, RNA polymerase II-specific; RNA polymerase II cis-regulatory region sequence-specific DNA binding
Source: RefSeq, a predicted model, not a curated record
UAGAUUGACUUUAAGCCGACGUGUAUUUACGGGAAGUGUGUUGCACCAGUUUCGGGAAAUAAACAGAUUUAUGCUGAGCAAACGAUGGCUUUUUGAAUGCACGAUAACAAAAUAUAAUACAACCUUAUGAUUCCGUUACUGAUGUCGUCAACGGAGAAUGUCAUCAGAAUUAACUUUAGACUUCGAAAAUCACCAAUAUCAUCCUAUGAUGAUGAAUAGUGACACUGGCAACAUGUCCAUCGACCAGGAUGGGGAGUGGGAUAUCAGCCUGUUUGAUGAGUUGGAAAACCUGGGGGUGGCAAGUGAGCUCCUUGGAGCGCUCGAGCACGCAGACUAUGGAGCCAACACUCCUGGCUUGGACUUGGACUUUGACAUUGACCUUGAUCUGACUCCAUGGAAUACAGCAGGGUUGGCAAGCACCUGCACAGAUGGUGAGGUGAGUGUGAACUCUCUGUCGCCCGCCUACACCCUGAGCUCCGUCCCUUCUCCCACCUCACUUGAAGCCCUGUCUCCGUGUUCCUCCUUGGAGGAGGCGCUGUCUCCCCAGUCCCAGCCCUCUCCCAUCUCCGUCUGCUCGGACUCAAGUGGCUUCUAUGAUGCCCCACCACCGGCCAAGAGAGCUCCGAAGAGGACAAGCUUGGCACCCCAAGCCAAACCAGCUCAGCAGGUUAAGAGACCCAUCCAGCUGAGCCCGAAGGUCUCUAUCCAGCCCAAGCCCUUGAUCACGGCUCUCAACCUAGCCCACGCAACAGCGCCCCUGCAGGCCAACACCAUUAUCAUCCAGCCCCUACAGACCACGGUGCUUCCCGUUGUCAAACCAGCGCCAGUAAACAUCCAACCAGCGCCCCUCACAGGACAUCGCGUAGUGCUGCCACAGCCGGGCCAAGUGCUGCAGAUCCAGACGACCCAGGCCCUCCCGGGUCAUGUGGUCACCUUGCCCAGUCUGGGCCAGGAGAGGCCGGCCCCCGUGGUUCCGGCUCAGACCAUCGUCCCCGUCAUGCUCCGGGCCCAUUCCUCUGAUGACGAUUCCAAGGUGGGCCAGAGGCAGCAGCGGAUGAUCAAGAACCGCGAGUCGGCCUCGCUCUCCCGGAAGAAGAAGAAGGAGUACCUGCAGACGCUGGAGGUGCGCCUGAAGAUGGCGCUCUCCGAGAACGAGGUGCUCAAAAAUGAGAACGGCCACCUCAAGAAACAGCUGGACGGCCUGCUGACCGAGAACACAGUCCUGAAGACCACCGCCCCCAAGAGGAGAGCCGUGUGUCUCAUGGUGGUCGUGGUCUUCCUCAUGAUCAACGUCGGUCCCAUGAGCGUGUUCCAGGGGGGGCCGGGCUCCAAGGCCCAGCAGGCCGGCGCCAUGCAGCCCAGCGGCAGGCACCUGCUUGGCUUCUCCCCGGAGGCCGAGGUCGGCCCCGAGCCCGGCGAAGGAGGCCCUGCAACGUCGACAGACAGGUUCGAGGACAAGGCCCUGAUGGUGGUCAAGGAUCCCUCUUUCCUCAGGACGGCACCUGCCUGCCAGCCUCCUGUCAACCGGACCAAGUGCAUGAAGUUGGUCAAUGAGCUGAGGGGAUGGGUCCAUCGGCACGAGGUGGAGCAGACCAAGUCCAGGCGCUUGAGUAACAGCCAGCAGAAACCCACUCGGACCAUCCUGAAAACGAACAAGGACGAGGACGUCAACCAGAUAGUGACGGUGCGAUACACUGAAAACGCAGCGGAAAAGAACUCUGGCAGUGAGCUGCAGGUGUACUACGCCCCGCACCGCACCUACAGCGACUUCUUCGACGAGAUCAACCGGCGAGGAGACACCUUCUACGUGGUGUCGUUCCGCAGGGACCAUCUCCUGCUUCCUGCCACCAGCCACAACAAGGGCAGGCGGCCCAAGAUGUCUCUGGUGCUGCCCGCCAUGAACAUAAAUGAGAGCGUCAUCAAGGACCAGGACGCGUUCGAGGUGAUGAUGCAGAUCGACUGUGAGGUCACCGACACGCGCAUCCUCCACGUGCGUUCCUCCACCAUCCCGCCGCUGCUGCGGGUCAACAAUACCGACACGCUGUACCAGACCCCACCCUCGGACCGCCCCGGGGAGGCCCCGCCCCCCGUCGGAGUGCUGAUGGGCUCGGCCUGAGCGUCACCACGGUCCCCCCCCCGCCCCCUGACACCACUCGCACCCGGACCACCCUGACCUCCGCCACAAAUGUUUGAAGCGUUUCUUAUUUAGAUUGAAAUAGUUUUGUUUUGUUUUUUUGGGGGGGGAGAUGUUUUAAACCUCAUGGACACGAUUGGGCUGGAUUGCAAUUUCUCUACUGUGAAUUUUGACAUUGGAAGGAAAUGUAGGCCUCUCGUAUAUAUAAAAUAUAGAAGUGUAGUUGUGGUCAUUGGAAGCUGGUCCAAAGGGUUGGAGGUGAGGGUGCCAGAUGCUCAGCCCUGCCCCAGAGUGAAUACUUCCUGUGCGGCAACAAAAGACUUCCCCCGGCGGCCCUAGACGCUCUGCGCUAAGGGUAAUUGCUCAACGGCAGGGGGCAGAGUAUUGAACCCUGCGUCACCCCGCCACUGAAAGGCUGCUGUAACAGCAGCGGUGCAUUUGAAAUGUAUCCCUUUGUUAUGGCUGUACAUUUCUGGCAGCAAAGGUUUUUAUAAGUUGUUGUUUUUAAGAGAUCCAAUCUCACCAGGUUGAUUAGAAACCAAUCUGCAAUAAGACAUGUCUAUUCGUGACCAUUUUUAGAUAAUCAGGACCUGUGUUUCUGUCGCCAUGGUUUAAAUCAAACCUGUUUAAACUUCUGAGUUUCUAGCAAAUGCACGUCAUUUCUCGUGCACCCAUUCAUUCGCCUAUUGCGCUGUCUUUGCCCUGCUUUUAAUUUUUUUUGUCUUUCUUGGUUCCUAAAUGCUAAAGCGAAGAACUAUACUGUAUCUGCUCACAUCGACAAAUACCUUCGACUAUAAGGCCAUGCACUCAGGAAGCUGAAUAUUCAUGAAAGCUGUGUCCAAUAUAUAGUUGUUUUGUAACUUUUGUUUUAUGUUUAAUAUGCUUUGGAUUGUGUUUUAUGAAUAGUUUCUGUUUUAUGUUUUGCACCGUGCUGCACGCAGACUUCUAUAUAUAUAAAAAUAUAUAUGUAUUUAUUUUCCACUGAUUGUCGAUAAAUAUGAUUGUGUGCAAAUUCCGUAAGUAGGACAGAGAAUAGUCUUUGCAAUACCUAUUGAAUUUUGGAUUCAAACCAUAUUUGAAUGACAGUUGGGACUUCUCUUUCGAGGGAUAAGCUUUGUGUUUUUCAUUUGAUUGCAUCGUAUAUCGUCCCAUUUUUUUCCUAUUGAUCUAUCUUGUUAUUUUGCUCAUAGGUAGUGUUAAAUGCUCUAACUAUUCAAUUGUCAAUUUUGAAUCUCUAUUCAUUUAAAUUAGGAAAAUGUCAAAAACAAAUGAACAUAGCAUUCACAUUUAUGUGCCACGUUAUGCUAUCUCAUCUUGAACCUUGAACCUCCUUCCAUUGUCCUAAUUGCACUCUGUGCACUUAAGGCACUUAAGUGCACUUAAUUUAAAAAUUCAAGAGAUUUUUGAAUUUAGAUUAGAUUUCAGACCAGUUUUUAUCCAAUUGGCCAUAUUAUAUCAGAAAAUAUCUUAGUAAUAGUAAAUACAUGCCCUGUAUGAGUUAUUUUCAAUUGUGGAGUAAAUUUGUGUUUUGAGUCAAACUUUUAACUUUAUCUCCCAUUGUAAUCAGUUUAAAGAAAACAAACUUUCUGAAUUGUGGAAUCGUUUCAAUAAAACACUGGAAUUUCUUACCAUUUUA